UAUUAUUGCCAAAUAAUAUGUUUUAUGUCAUCAUUGUAUCGUGAAUUCUAUUUUUAGAAAUUCUAAUUUAAGUUCCGGUUUUUAUUGGUUAUUUUUAGCUAAUUUGUCCAUCAUGUAUCUAUUUAUAAAUGCCUGUGCUUGUACCUUGUCAUUAGCCAAUGAAAUGAGAGUAUUUCGAUCACGUGUAUAUAACUUCUGUUUUAAACUCAAGUGUGAGAAAGACGUGUUUCCGUAAUCUAAGAUAUUGAUCGCUUUGUAAAGUUUAAAUUCACGGCCAUGUACUUUCCGAUAGUUUGAGAAGUAUUGGACGCGGGAGGAUUUGCUUUGGAACUUUGUUAUUUAGUUAAAAAAAACCAUGCCUAAGCGGGCUUUAGAGGGGCGGUCAACAAAAAGGAGGCGACCGGCAAAAGUACCACGAAAUGAUGACUUAAGUCUUCAAGCAGAACCAGUGUCUGAUGAACCAGUGUCUCGUGCAGAACCAGUGUCGAGUGAUGCUAUUAAUUACGACUUAUUAGCUGCAGCAAUCUUAAGACAAUCCCAAACUUUGUCCCAAAACCAGACAAAUUCGAGUGAUACCACCAUGGAUAUCCUGCAGCCAUGUGUUCAAAACCAGGGUGAUAUGGAAGCCCACGCCCAUCCAAUGGCAAGUCAGCAAACAACAACAUCAACAGUUAGUGACAACCAGCCUCAGCAAAAUAUUGCAGACUUAGUUAGUGCGUUAUUACAACAAGACGGUCAAGGUGAGCCAGCAACUGCCAAUCUUAAAAAUGUUAUUGAUUUAUCUGAUGGGAUUCCUCUUGGGGCUGCAACACCUCAUCGAUUAAAAGCUAAGAUCUGGGCAAAUCAAUUUAUUGAUUUAGGUUUGCUGUUGCAGCGUCGAGAGGAUCCUAUUUCGUUAAACAUAUCAUCUGGGUCCCUUAUUGUACAGCAAGGGUCAUCAAAGCCCAAAUUGCCAAUGUCAAUUCAGCGAUGGACUGAUGCUUUUUUGAUUUUUAUGGGAAUUUUUAUUGAAAAAUAUCCAGAACAGGCUCCCCAUCUCCUAAAGUACUGCUAUUUUAUUAGAGAAAUGAACAAAAUGUUAGGAGAUAAGGCCUGGAGAAUCUAUGAUGAGAAUUUUCGGAUGUUGAAAGAGACUGUUGAAUUACCGUGGCAAAAACCGGUUGAAGAAUUAAGAAUCAAGGCUGCUUCUAGCAAUUAUCAAUUUCAGCAGCCCUUUCGAGCAAACACAGGCAAUAAGCCUAUUAGAUUCUGCUAUGCCUUUAACAAUGGGGAACAAUGCACUCAUAACCCCUGCUCAUUUGCCCACAGGUGUCAAUCAUGCUCAGGAUCACAUGCAAGAGCCAAUUGUAGAUUUCGUAAACAAAAACCAACAAAUACCAACACUGUCACCAAGUCCUCAACAAUCACCCAGCCAACUACCUUCCCCAGUCAACCCAAAAAGUUUAGGUGAAUUUUUAGUUGAUUAUGACAGUGAUCAGGCUUCGUACUUGAUAAAUGGCUUUACUCAUGGUUUUAGAUUAGGUUGUACUUCUGCUCCUUCAUCCUGUGUACCUCAAAACCAUAAAUCCACAUUAGAUCACCCAGACAUUAUAGAAGAUUAUAUACAAACAGGGUUAAACAAAGGAAGAAUUGCAGGUCCAUUUUCAAACAAACCUUUUGAACAAUUUGUGGUAUCUCCAUUAGGUUUAGUGCCAAAAGGCAGUACAGGAAAAUUUAGGGUAAUUCAUGAUCUUUCAUUCCCUAAAAAUCAAUCAGUAAAUUCCAAUAUACCAAGAGAAAAUUCAGCUGUUCAGUACGAUUCCAUAGAUCAGGUGGUUGAUUUAGUUCAAAAGUUUGGGCGUGAAUGUUUAAUGGCGAAGACUGACAUUGAAGAUGCUUUCCGGAUCAUACCUAUUCAUCCAGCUGAUUACUACCUGCUAGGGUUUACUUGGGAAGGUCAAUACUAUUAUGACAAAUGUCUUCCUAUGGGAGCGAGUAGUAGCUGUCAAAUCUUUGAAUCAUUUAGUUCUGCUCUCCAAUGGGUCAUGGAAAAUGUCUUCAAUGCUUCGGGUAUGUCCCAUAUUUUAGAUGAUUUUUUCUUUGUGGGACCCCCAAAUUCAAUAACCUGUAGAAACGAUCUUGCUAGUUUUUUAUUUCUAUGUAAAAAAAUUGGGGUGCCAAUAAAAAUGGAAAAAACUCAGGCACCUACGACCAACAUUGUCAUUUAUGGUAUAGAAGUUGAUUCAGUGAAAAUGGAGUGUCGGCUUCCAGUAGAUAAGAUCCAAAAAAUAAAGGACAAACUUAACUUGUUCAAAAGGUGUAAAAAGGUCACUUUAAAAGAAAUGCAGUCAAUCAUAGGCCUUUUGAAUUUUGCUUGUUCUGUGGUUGUCCCAGGUCGAACAUUUCUUCGUCGUUUGAUCAACCUAACAUGUGGUUUGUCUAACCCAAAAUUCUACAUAAGAUUAAAUAAAGACUCAAGGGCUGAUUUAGAAACUUGGGCUACUUUUAUUGACCAUUUCAAUGGCAAGUCAGUUUUUCUGGAUAGAGUUUGGGUGUCAUCAGACCAUCUGAGUUUAUACACAGAUGCUUCUGGCUCAA
Molecule: messenger RNA, 2577 nt
Organism: Magallana angulata
Lineage: Eukaryota; Metazoa; Mollusca; Bivalvia; Ostreida; Ostreidae
Exons: 2
Coding region: 356-1450 (364 amino acids)
Source: RefSeq, a predicted model, not a curated record